AUGCCUUCUGCUGACCCCCAGAGCAGUGGUUACAGCCACACAGAUGGCCAAUACAUCAAUGGUCACAGCUCAGCCAAGUCCAGCACAUCUAAGACACCACCUACCUCCUCAGUCCCUCAAAGGUUUCUCUCUCGUCCAUCAGAAUUAGGCAUAACCCUUGUUGGAUUCAGUGGUGGUCAAUGUCGUCCAGGCACAGAAUCUGGUCCCGCAGUUCUUACAGAAGCUGGUCUGCUCACGCAGUUGUCCGAGGAGCUUGGCUACACUCUUCACGGCGAUGAACAAGUGCGGAAUUUCGACGAAUAUCAGCCUACUGUCACCGGUCGAGAUGCAACUGUCAGCAACUCGACUCCAAAAUUCGACGACCCUGAUGUCAGAGGAAUGAAGAAUCCGCGCAGUGUCAGUGCCGUUACCGAGCAGAUCUCGGAACUUGUUUACCAGCAAGCACGACAAGGCCGACUAGCACUUACUCUAGGCGGAGACCACAGCAUCGCAAUUGGAACCGUGAGCGGUGUUGCUCGUGCUGUACGGGAACGGUGUGCAGCUGAUGGAACUCUUCCUGAAUCCACAACCCCUGAAAUUGCAGUAAUCUGGGUAGACGCUCAUGCCGACAUCAACACUCCAGAAACAAGUGACAGCGGCAACAUUCAUGGUAUGCCUGUCUCCUUCCUCACUGGCCUUGCCACCUCUUCUGAAAAAGGUGUUUUCGACUGGUUGAGAUCAGAGCAUAUUCUCAACCUCAACAAACUCGUCUACAUCGGUCUCCGGGACGUCGAUGCUGGCGAGAAGAAAAUACUUAGAGACAAUAAGAUCAAGGCAUUCAGCAUGCACGAUAUUGACAGAUAUGGAAUCGGCAAGGUGAUGGACAUGGCACUUGAAUAUAUUGGCUCAGAAACACCGAUACACCUGUCUUUCGACGUUGAUGCACUGGAUCCGAUGUGGGCGCCCAGCACGGGAACGCCUGUAAGAGGUGGUCUAACGCUGAGGGAGGGUGAUUUUAUUUGCGAGGCUGUUGCGGAAUCGGGUCAAUGUGUGGGUGUCGACCUUGUUGAGGUCAAUCCACGCUUGGUAGAGGGAGGAGUUAGUGAUACUGUUAGAGCCGGUGUCAGUCUCGUCAGGUGUGCAUUGGGCGAUACACUGCUCUGA
Molecule: messenger RNA, 1143 nt
Organism: Lithohypha guttulata
Lineage: Eukaryota; Fungi; Ascomycota; Eurotiomycetes; Chaetothyriales; Trichomeriaceae
Gene: CAR1
Product: Arginase, catabolizes arginine to ornithine and urea
Exons: 1
Coding region: 1-1143 (380 amino acids)
Cellular component (GO): cytosol; cytoplasm; nucleus
Molecular function (GO): arginase activity; manganese ion binding
Source: RefSeq, a predicted model, not a curated record